ACAGCAUUCACUACCGUAUCAUUGUUGAACACAUCUCAGUAGAUUUGUCAGUCAGCUGUACACGGACCAAAACAAAAAUUCAGAGGGGAAAAAUAUUUCGCUUGUGCGUCCAACUUUUUAAACUGCAAUUUCCCAAAAAAUGCCGCUGCGACUGAACAAGAGGUGUGAGGAGAAAUAAUUUAUUAUGCGGCUUGGAGAAGAUAGCCUGGCUUGUAGUGGUAGCACAUGCUAGCCGUUAGCUAGGAUGCUGCUGCCCCGGUAGCUAAGAGGAGCCGCUAUCAGCUAACGGUAACGGUAUGUCCGAGGAGCCGCUGCUGGGAGUAGCAGCUGCCGCUUCUGUUGUCUUAAAUACCAAGCCGGCAAUUAAAAACCACCCGCCAGGUAGUUAGGUGGCUAGUUAGGCUAACCGGACACACUGAUAACUUAUUUCUACGUUGCCUUUUACCGCCUGGAAUUAAAACUCCAGUAUGGGGAUGUGCUUACCGUGCCUUGGUGGAGGAGCGGGCGACGUUGUUGUCACCCCGGAUCCUGAGACGAGGAGAAGACAUUUGGCCGAAGCUGCCGAGAAGAGACAGAAAGAGACAGCGUAUAGGGGAGUUAAGAAUCCGGAAGCAGUCGAAAGAAAAAAAAAAAAACAAGAAGAGGUUGAGAAACAAGUAAUGACGACCUCCGCGUCGGGAGGCGGCGGGUUGAGGUGGCAGGUGGGCUGAAAAUCUUGACGCUGAAGCUUGAUGCACAAAACAUCAUGAAGUAUUACUAAAAGGUGACUUGAAGGAUGUUGGAACUGCUGUCUAUUUUACUCUUUUUAUUUUUUUUUUUGGCUAUUUUUAUCAUGUAAUGGGUCUUCAAGCUUCAUGCAAAACAACGUUAUUGCAAACACUACUUGCAAAGUCACACAAGCCAGUUUAGAUGAGUUAGAGGGUGACAAAAUAAUCCAGCAAAUAUAUGUUCUAUAUUAGUUUUAUUUGACAACUUAUUAGACGAAGCAGUGAUGUGCAUUAGAUAAUAUGGAAGGACAGAACAGACUGAAGUGUAGUUGUAUUUGAGGACAUAGCAGUUCUCAACAUUUUAUUUUUUUAAAAUUUUUUUUUACAGAGGAACAAGAGUCACUCUAUAUCCGUUAACGCUCACGUCGCCUUUUGUUUGACUUAUCAGAAAACCUAUUACUCAGUACCCUGGCAAGACUCACUGACUUUGUUUAGGGCUCUGUCUUUUGCCAACACAAAGUCUAAUGCAGCUUUAUGGUUUUGUUGCAGUACACCUGCCACUCGGUUACCACUUUUCUAAAGCCUUUCUAAUGUUGUGCUGAGAGGUUUCUAAUUGAAAGGACUCGGUUUGUAAAGCACAAACUGCGUAGUUGACGACAAGAGCAAUAGCUGUGGGACACUGGUGAAUUAUGUAAAAAAGCAAAACAUUAUACACACAGAAAAAAUGAGAAGUGGCUGAGCCCAUUCUAACCUUGUGCACACAACCCAUCGCACUUUACAUUAGUCUUUACCCUGCUUUAACAGAGCCCGUGUUUUUUUUUUCUUUGCACAGUUUGAGUUUGUUUUAUUGAAUUAUAAUGUAUGCACAACACUACGACUGGUGAUGACUGCUUAAUUUAAACAGGAUAUGAAGUGUGUGUGUUUUUAUGAUUUACCACAACACAAAGUGAAACUUUAGAUAGACACAUAUUUGUACACGGUCUGUCAAUAUUUGUCGAAUGUGUUUGCCUACGCUGUUAUGUUGGACGAUUUGUGUCAUCUACAGUGGAAACAGGAAGGAGCCGGAGGAAGGAAAAUACGCACGGAAUAUUUACUUGAUACACUUUCUUCAUUGAGUGCAUUUCUUACAGCCUUUUCUUGAUUCUUAAAUGCUUCCGGUGCUCUUGCCUUUUUGUAGGACAGGAAAUCUAGCCAAUGUAAUUUGCUACAAUAAAUCACGUUUCUGCUA
Molecule: messenger RNA, 1935 nt
Organism: Mugil cephalus (flathead mullet)
Lineage: Eukaryota; Metazoa; Chordata; Actinopteri; Mugiliformes; Mugilidae
Product: small VCP interacting protein
Exons: 4
Coding region: 468-710 (80 amino acids)
Biological process (GO): negative regulation of retrograde protein transport, ER to cytosol; negative regulation of VCP-NPL4-UFD1 AAA ATPase complex assembly; positive regulation of autophagy
Cellular component (GO): endoplasmic reticulum membrane
Source: RefSeq, a predicted model, not a curated record